Molecule: messenger RNA, 253 nt
Organism: Spirodela intermedia
Lineage: Eukaryota; Viridiplantae; Streptophyta; Magnoliopsida; Alismatales; Araceae
Source: the annotation of a GenBank genome assembly
AUGGUUUUCGAACAAAGAUCAGCUAGCACCAGGUUGAAGCCAUUGUACUUGUCUGCUUCACCAGCUACUUCCUCCGCAAACUCCAGAGGGCUUUUUUCACACUGUAACCAGAAGUGGGCAUCAGCAACUGCGGAAUGAGAGAGAGACAGAGACAGAGAGAGGGAAAUACCUCCAAGAACUUGACAGGCAAAGCCCCUCUGCUCUUGGCGUCGGGGAAGGGAUCAGGCUCCAGGACAUUGGUCAGGAAAGCUAG